CUCAAAAGGACACACGAAAAUAACUUUACAAAUUUUGAUUCUUCUCAUAUAUUCUUAUUUCAAAAAAUUAAAAUCACUCCCUUUCUUUCUAUAACGGAGAGAAAAAGAAGAAAAAAAACCCUUAACCCGUGCCCUCUCUCUGUAAAAUCUGCUUUAAAUCUGGUUCUAUCGUCCUAGAUUCACCGUUUUCGAGCGCGAUUUGUGUUUUCAAUGGUGCGAAACCGAACAUAGCCUCUGAGAUUUCGAAGGAUCUACAGAUAGACUGAAACACAGGCACACAGAGAGAGGAACUGAGAGAAACGAUGGCUACUUCUGCGGACAAGGAGCUAGAGCAGAAGCUAUUGGAAGCUGGCAAUCGAUUGGCUGAUCCUCCUUCUUCGGUUGAUGAACUCCUUGCCCUACUCGAUGCGAUGUUUAUAUGAUCUGUGUUAUGGAAUUAUUGGGGUCCUUGUUUGUCUCAGUUCAUGGAAAGUUGGUGAUAAUGUUUAUGCAAGUUGAGAAAUGCCUAGCAAAGGUUGAGCAGUCCCCAGGGGAAUCAAUGCAGAAUGCACUUGCACCGUCGUUGACAGCAUUGGUUGCUGAUAAGCUAUUUCAGCAUCCAGAUGUUGAUGUCAAAGUCUCUGUCGCAUCUUGCAUUAGUGAGAUAACUCGAAUAACGGCUCCUGAAGCCCCGUAUGAUGAUGAACAGAUGAAGGAGGUGUUUCAGCUUAUCGUGUCUUCAUUCGAAAACCUGUCUGACAAAUCUAGUCGAUCAUAUGACAAGAGGACCUCAAUUCUUGAAACUGUGGCGAAGGUGAGGUCAUGUGUCUUAAUGCUUGAUCUCGAAUGUGAUGAGCUGAUUGUUGAGAUGUUCCAGUAUUUCCUAAAAUCAAUCAGGGAUCACCAUCCUGAAAAUGUAUUCUCGUCGAUGGAGAUCAUUAUGAGUCUUGUUCUAGAGGAAAGUGAAGAAAUCACUAUGGAUCUAAUAUCUCCAAUAUUGUCUAGCGUGAGGAAAAAUGAGGAGGUUCUGCCUAUUUCUUGGAAGCUUGGAGAGAAGGUGCUCGAAAGCUCUUCUAGUAAGCUUAAACCUUAUCUGAUACAAGCAGUGAAAACCUUGGGCAUUUCUUUCGGUGAUUAUAGUAAAGUGGUCGCUUCUAUAUGUGGAGAGAUAUCUGGAGAUGACCGGAAGGAUGCCCAUGAUGCUGAUGAACAUACGGCUGGUGAGAGCAAGAUGUUGGAGGCUCCAUUGGAUGAAACAAAGCAGGCUAACAAAGGAACAGAAACAGUACCACCAUCUGUUGAGCAAAGUGGUCCUACAAAUGACACAGCUUCCAAGCCUGUUGAGGAAAAUGGUAUUCCACAAAAAGGCGAUGACAAGUCCUUGGUUGAUCCUGAUUCCUCAGAGAAGCUGGAAGUUGCCCAGCAAAUAGAACAGCCAAAAGAUAUUGAUGGGUCGACCAAUGAUGGGCCUUUGAGCUUGGAUGUAGAGAAGGUAGUCAGCCUGGGACAUAAUCAAGAGCAAGCUAGCAAGAGAAAAGGAAGGAAGCCUAACUCUUCAUUUAAAUUGGCAGAAUCUUCUGAGAUUUCUCAAGCUACUGGUGAGAAGGAAGCUGAGGAUUUUGCAGACCAUAAAAGUCAGAACCUGGAUAUAUCCUGUGAAUCUAGCAAGGAUCCAUCUGUUGAACCAGUUUUGCCUUUAGUAAAUGAAAAAGAACCUGAUGAUCUACCGUCCUCGCCAAAGGUUGUAGAGGGUGAAACCAUGAAUUCCUCUUCUUCUUCACCUGGUGGUAGCAUCGCUGAUGAAAGUCAUUCUAAAAAGACUGGGGGAUCCAAGAAGAAUGAAGGAUCUGUGCCCGCUGAGGAUUUGCCUAAAAAAGCAUCUGAAGGAGAUAGUGACGCAGAGAAUACACCGCACAGGCGUUCUGGGAAGAAGUUGCGUACUGGAUCCUCCAAAGAGGCUGAAUCACCACUCAUGGGAGAUGCACCUAAGAAGGGAAGUGGCACAACAAAUGAGUCUGAGGCUGAACCACUUAAACAUCCAGCUAAGAAGAUAGAUGCUCUAGGUAAAAUUAGGGAAGAGUUGACUCCCAUUCAGUCGGGAAAUAAGAAGAGGCGGACCAAAGCAAUUCUGGAAAAGGGUUCAACAAAAGAUGAUGAAGUUUCUUCUCUGAAGUCAACUGAGCAUCCCCUUAAGGAGAGUCCAAAAACAAAUUCCAAAAGGAAGCAGACCGCAGGGAAAGAAAAGGAACUUGGUGACGUGGAUUCUGGUGAGGAGUUGAUUGGUAAGAAGGUCCAGGUCUGGUGGCCUUUGGACAAGAAGUACUAUGUAGGAGUCAUUGAUUCUUUUGAUUCAGUGAAGAAAAGGCAUAAGGUUGUCUACGCUGAUGGUGACAUAGAAGAACUGUAUCUGAAAAAAGAGAAAUGGGAGAUAAUUUCAGAUUUACCUGGAUCUGAUGGGGAAGGGAAAGCUGAUCAUCCAACCACUGAGGCUUCAUCUGAAAUCCCCCUCAAGAAGAAACUGAAAGGUAAUUUUGAUCGGUCGGCUAAGCAUGGCAAAUUGGAUGCUUCACAUAAAAGGGUUGGAAGUGCUUCCUCCAGCAAAUCCAAAGUGGCCGGAACAAGAUCUGAUCAAAAGUCCAAGGAUGCUAGUAAACCUGAUGGGAAAUCCAAGAAAGAUUCUAAACAGUCUGAUGAUGAAGAUGGUGUUGGAAAAUUUAAGGAUGUUACCCCAAGAAGUUCGAGCAGAUCGAAGAAGGAUGACAGGGCCACACCCAAGACUAACAAAUUGGAGGAGCAGAGCUCUCUCUCAUUGAAAACCUCGAAGUCCAAAUAUGACUCCACGAAGAGUAAUAAGUCGAGGCGAGAGAACCUAAAGGGAAGCUUCAGUGGCAAGGGUAAAACACCAAAAAGUGGUGAGAAGUCUAAUGCUAAUGGUGGUGGCAAGUUGAAAUCUGCUACAUCAAAGGUGAAAGGAGGCGAGGAAGUGAAGGACAUCUCCACUGAUACUCCAAAGGUCGUUGAAAGUUCCAAAGGAAAGUCAACAAGCUCAUCAAAGGUGUCGGGAAAGCGACGAAGGGGAGCCUAGAUUUAAUGUCAUGGUCUUUACGACUUUUCUUUGCUCUAAAUCGUUUAGGUACCAGCUCCCUUUAUUACUGCAGCUUCAUUCUUGCGCAAGUGCUGCAAUACGCAGUAAGCCGCGAGUUUGUUAAUUAGCAUUAGCGUCGUUAUGUCCAAAGCGUUUAGUCUAGUUUAUUAGAAUGGUUGUAGGUUAGUUUUUUGGCCCUCGAUUGUUGUGCCUAGCUAGUAUUUAUUUUAUUUGGGGGCAUGUUAGAAUUAGGUAAGAGGAAACCUGUUUUCAUAUAUAAUACUAACAAAUUUUACCUGAUGGGCCAUUGCUAUUAUGCGGAUUUUCAUGGGCUUAGAACUAGCUUGAUAUUUAUUCUGGUUCGAAAACCCAAAAGGCCCAAUUUGAGCAUUUGGAUUUUGGAACUUCAUUAUGCAUUAGAUCGAUCAUCGAUGUUGAUGUGAUUUUUUUAGUUUUCUUCGUCAGUCUGGUAUGAAAAAGUAUCAAGUAUCUUCUGAAGUUUAGUUUUCUACAA
Tripterygium wilfordii is the source of this 3578-nucleotide messenger RNA. RefSeq names its product neurofilament heavy polypeptide-like. Gene Ontology annotation, biological process: mitotic sister chromatid cohesion; DNA repair. The coding region runs from base 419 to 3064 and encodes 881 amino acids. NCBI's taxonomy places the organism in Eukaryota, Viridiplantae, Streptophyta, Magnoliopsida, Celastrales, Celastraceae. The record is from RefSeq and is a predicted model, not a curated record. The transcript has 15 exons. Gene Ontology annotation, cellular component: chromatin; nucleus.